ACCGGUGCUGAAUCAGUCCGACGACAGCCCGCAAACCGGCGAACGAAGGUCCCGGCGCUCCGAGGUGUCCCGUCUCUCGCCUUCGACUUCGUUGCGCUUCAUCCCGACAAGCGGGCGUGCCCAGUCCAGGCAGCGCGGCGGGCGCAGCUCGAAGCGAGCACCACAAGAGGCCAUCAACGCUCGCGCGCCGUUGACGUCACCAGCUUGGCCCUGCAGGAGCCUCGCGUGCCUCCCGCACAAAGCUCUACAAGACUUGCAGCAGCAAUGGACCGUGGCGGCCUGCCGUGCUGGGUGCUGCUUUGCGCCGUAUGCCUAGUGCAGGCAAGACCGCGCUUCUACGGCCUGGCUCCCAUGAAGCCCAGGAGUCUCACGGUGAACAUCUCAGGGCUUCCGGAGUGCAUGGAAGACAGCGCUUGCGCCUAUGUGCAACUCAACCUCGCCGGCAUCAACUCCGAGCAGCUCUGCCGCUGCCCUGACGGCCUCAGCUGCCCCCUCGACUGGGACCCGCUGGACGGACGCACCGUGUCACACGGCAACGACCAAUACAAGUACUGCGGGCGGGCGCCACGUCUGGCGCGCUGCCUGCGUGACCAGGUGGUGUACAGCACGGCGGUGAAGCUGUCGUUGCUGACGGGCAUCAAGCUGGAGAACACGGCGCGCCUGCACUGCUCGUGCCCGCCCACGCACAUCUUCUACCGCAACCAGACGAGCCACCAGCAGUACGACAACGGCGUCACCGCCAUCGACGUCAGCACGCUCUGCAAACGCCCUCCGACCUGCGAGCCCGUGGAAGAGGACGCCUGCAUGGCCAUCUCGGAGUCCUUCGUCACCGGGACGGUUUUCGUGAAGCGCGACUGCGCCUGCCCAGCAGGGAUGCGCUGCCCGACCGACUUGGACCUGGCCGCAGACCGCGUCGAGCUAGCCAAGGGCACCUACUACCUCAUGAACUGCCUCCCCGAGCGCGCCUGAACGGCGCGCCGCCACCGCAGCCGCCAAUAAAAGCUCGCGCGGCGCUCAUCCGCCCUCCACCCUGCCCGCAAAGUGUUCAGUCGCGAUCCACUGCGUACGCACCUCUGCCAAACAUACCGCUGCAGGCCGCCGCGCGAGCCUGCAGCACAACGCGAGCCGUUUUUCCGUGUUCCAGGGUGGCACAUGUAUACUCGAGGCUGCUAUGCUCUCGCGAAAGCACCGGAGCCGAUGCGGAGAUGGAGCGCUACGGCUGCUGUCGAGCAACACGCGGCAACGGAUCCGCGUGCGCCCCGCACCCCUCAGCAGUAUUCUUUUUCCGGUAUUCACUUGCUCCAGACGCAGAUUUACGCGUUGUCAUGUGUACAGCAGCAAUGCUUGCGCUGGCUCCUAAGCUGUUCUGACGGUACUGUUACACUGUGCGCUGUUGUGCUCACGCCCCAUUAACCCAUGCGAAAAGGGCCUACUAACGUGAAUAAAUUGUUCACUCGUAAUAUCGCGCAGCAAUUAGGCAAGCUUACACGGGCUCUCUGGCAAAGACUGUACGGCGUGCAACUGUCGAGUGUGCGCGGCUAGAACGACGUGGCAAUAUUUUAAAGCAAGUGGACGUAGUGGCAUCUCGUUAAAAAAAUAUAUAUACAAUGGCACCAAUUUGUAUACGACUUAGAGGAAACCAGUCUGCAGGCGUUUAUGUCAACAAAAUAUUGAAGUUUGCAUUUUCCGAUCUCGCGUUAUACCAUGCGAAAAUCACAAUUUAUGUUUUAAAAUACGUCGACGACUCUGGCUUCGUAUCGCCAACGUGUGUGUUUUGGAAGGCGAGUCACGCUCUAAAACUGCAAACAUCGAACUCGCACGUAAAUCGACCGUCACACGCUUCCGCGCCUGAGUAGUAAACAAAAAGAAAAAAUUCUGAAAGAAAAUGCCUGGUUUUGAUAACUUUAAUACUGCCCACCUAUCGUGCCACCAGAGUACACUACGUGCGCAAGCGCCUAUGCUAAUCAGAGCCGGCAGUCUCGGCUGAGAGACCGAGAGAGAGAGAAAGUGAAGAAAAUAUUUUACACUCUGACUCGCGAGUGUGGGUCCUCCUUCCCUAGUGCGCCGUGGCCACAAGCGCUAGGUUUACUUUGAAGCGCGUUUUACUUUGAAAAAGCCUAUGCACCACCGGCGCUCACAUUUUCACGCAUGCCUUGGACCCGGCUGUUCCUGAUUAGAAAGUCACCAUAACUUUCUUGAACAGCAGGAGACGAUCGCGUUUCUCUUGCAGAGAAAGCUUUCGGCUGUGCUUCUUUUGCCAUACGCUUAAUGAACUCACGCAAAUUAUUCGCAGUGACGAUACUGCGGCAAGUAAACUAAGUACACGUGAUUAAAGGGCGACGAGGACAUGAAGCCCGGGAUACAAACGUUUCACAUAAUGUUUCUACAAAAACAACAUGACUAGCACCUCGACCACUCUCUCUUUAAUGAACGAGAACUACCUGCACUGGCAAAAACAAUUUCGCAUGGGUAAGUGUAUAAAAGAGCUUAAAUCGGUAGUGAAGAAGGUCACAGAAAAGCAAUGCUUUGAAAUGGCGACGUGUGAUUUCCUAUAGAUGCAAAAAAUAAUACUAGCACGUCUCUUGAGCAGACGUCUAGAUCACACGUACUCGCCAGAAAAAGCACGUAACACACUCGUCAAAGCGCGCACAACGCGAAGUUGCACGCCGUGUUCCCAUCACGAGUGUGGUGCAAAAAACAUGCUCCGAGAGGACGCUUGGUGCAAGAUUAUAACGCGCCAGUACAUCGUUUAUAGAAUUCCCCAUACCAUUUAGAGGGACGAGUGACCUCAAAGUCCCCAUGUAAUGUAGUGAUGGCCCUGUUAGAACGCCUCCCAAGAAUGAAAGGCCUUCUCGGCAGCCCUGAGUGCUUAUUUAGCGACAUCCUCACAGCAGUGGGUCCUUUUGUAACCUAAACCAUCACUUCUUUUCGUGAAAUACUUAGUCUUCUUAAUCGUACUUCGUUAUGCGUUCUUCGUUCUCCUUGUUCCCCGCUUUUGCAGAAACCGCAUCAGGAAGGCAAGCGAAAAUAAAAUUCUAUGUACAUUGA
Molecule: messenger RNA, 3048 nt
Organism: Dermacentor albipictus
Lineage: Eukaryota; Metazoa; Arthropoda; Arachnida; Ixodida; Ixodidae
Product: U-scoloptoxin(11)-Sm5a-like
Source: RefSeq, a predicted model, not a curated record